Hibiscus syriacus is the source of this 435-nucleotide messenger RNA. RefSeq lists its product as uncharacterized. Lineage: Eukaryota; Viridiplantae; Streptophyta; Magnoliopsida; Malvales; Malvaceae. The coding region runs from base 1 to 435 and encodes 144 amino acids. The record is from RefSeq and is a predicted model, not a curated record. The transcript is spliced from 2 exons.
AUGGACUCUAUUAGAGCCGCUCUAUUCAAGAGACACAGUAAUUACAGCAUUUCAGUUAACGAAAUCGGCAUGAAACUGGAUUUCGUUUGGGCGCCAUAUGUUUCGAAUUUAACCCAUCUGACGAUCGAUUUUAAGGCCAGAAAGAGUUACCCUCGUCUAUUGGUAAUGGGUGCUGGUCUAUGGCAUAUGCUUCACGUCAACAAAGCGUCAGAUUAUGAAUCUGUUUUGCGGACGUUAAAAGGUUCCGUGACGCAGCAGAUGAGGGAUGCAGUGUGGCAUGACUACGAUGCAGCGCUCACCGGAAGUGGGUUAUUGCGCCAAACUGGCGGCUCGAUCGAUUUGCUCGACAUCCCGUCUUUGACAUGGAAUUGUGGGGCGCAUUGUACAUAUGAUGGCAUGCAUUAUGAUAUAGUUAACUUUGUUCGGUUUGAUUAA